GUCUAUUGAUGACCUAAUUGGCCGCAACGAAAACACUUGUUGCGUUCCUGGAGGUAUAUGCGUUCUGCGGGUGCGAGUUUUUGGAGAGGACGGGGUGGAGAGGCAGAGGGCGGUCGGGAGGCAUGAUCCUGGCGUUCCAUCCGCAUAAGGUGGGCGGUCUGGAGGUCCUCAAUGGUGAAUUGGGAGGGGUCGAGAGAGGCAGUGUCGAAGUCGUCAUCGGAGAUGAACGCAAAGUCGGGAAUGACGGUGGUGGGGAGGUGGUGGCGGGGGGAGCGGACAUAUUGGACGAAGCGGUCUGUGGGACCGGUCUGGCUGAGGUGGUAGAAUUGUUCAAGGUGGUCAUCAAUGGUUUUCUGGGGGCGAAAGGUGGCAGUGAGAAGGUUGGCCCAUUGGAGGAAGGAGUGACGUGGUCCUCCGGAGGCUCGACGGUUGCUGACUUCAGCCAUCCACCAUUUGGCGACAUUGUCGAGGAGGCGGGAGGUGGCAAUGGGGAGCCAGUGGGCAAGGGGCAUGUGGUGGAGGUUGAAGGGUUGGUGGAUGUGGUGGUAGAGGUGGUAGGAGUGGAGGAGGUCGGCGAGGGGGUGUUGCUGGAGGCGGUUAUGGAGGAGGGAGUGGUUUGCGCUGUGGAGGAGGGAGUGUUGUGGCCGAUGCUAUCGACCGAGUCGGUGCGGAUGUCAGACAUGUUGAUGGAGGAUGCGGUCAUAUCGGGGGAAGAGGGGGUGGAGGACGCGGCCGAAACGGACGUGGAGGAUGACGCAGCAGCGGUGGCGACGGCAGCAGCGACGGCGUCAGCAGCGGCGCUUUGGGAGACCUUGGACGAGGAAGAAUUAAGACAGCUUCGUGCCGAACGCAGAGCCCGUGCUCUCGCAGCAUCGAGAGCAACAACAAACGCCGCAGCUAGGGAACAGGCUGCCGCAACAGCUAGGGCAGCAGCCAUGACUAGCUCAGCAGCAUCCUCUGCGGCUUUGUCAGGGACUAAUGGGAUGAGUGUGGGAAUGCCAACGAGUUCCACAAGUUCCUCGGGCACUUCCGGUUCUACAGGUUCUAGACAGUCUUCUAGUCAAAUGGCGGUCGCGCAGUUCAGCCUGUUGACCCCGCGUGAGAGGGAGCUCAGAGAGAUCCAGCAGGUCGAGAGGCUCCGCCGUAAGUUAGAGCAGGACCUGAAAGAUGCUACCGAUAGAGAAAAUGUGAUGAAAAGUAGAGCAGCCAGACUUGAGACGUUAGAGGCUGACAAGGCUGCGUUAGAGGGAUUGGACGAAUCGAGUUUGUCUGACACCCAAAAAGUGUCGAGGGACAACAUGUUGUCACUGCAUGCGCACGUAGACAGCAGGAUGGACUUCAUGCAAAGCACUUUGGACCAGAUCCUGGAUGCCUUAACAAAGCCAGGAUUCCGACCACCAGCACAAUCGCCGUUGCCGUUAACGGCGAUGUCAGGCCCCUUUGCGGUUCAAGCUGGCACACAGCCAAGUGGCACAUCUGCAGCAGUCUCACAGACUGUUGCGUCUUCUUCUUCGGGUCCAGCGGUCACCGCAACAACCUGUUCCUUCACAGGGACAGCCGCAAGGUCAAUGGUAUCCCAAGACCCCAAUGAAACCGCCCCUUGCCUUCUCAGUAAGUCUGUUGAGGAGCACGCACAACAUGUUGUGAGAAUUCUCUCACUCCUCCGACAGCACAAGUAUAAGGUCAACUUAGAGAAGUGUGAAUUCGGUCGCACUAAGAUACUAUACUUGGGUCAUGAAGUAUCCGCGGAAGGGAUAAGGCCGGAAGAUGCAAAGGUGGCUAGUAUUCGAGACUGGCCACGACCUCAGACUGUCACUGAGGUCAGAUCAUUCUUAGGAAUGUGCGGCUACUAUAGGAACUUCGUAAAGAACUAUUCAACAGUCACCUCUCCUUUGACUGAUCUAACUCGACUUGACACACCGUGGGACUGGAGUGAUGAGUGCGAGGGUGCUUUCAAGAGAUUGAAGCAUGCACUCAUGAAUCAUGAAGUUCUCAUGGUUCCCGAUCUGCAGAAGCCAUUCAUAGUGACCACUGACGCAAGCCAAUACGGCAUUGGCGCAGUGCUGGCUCAGCAGGAUGGGAAAAAGUUGAGACCGAUUGAGUACAUGAGUAAGAAGAUGCCAUCGAAGAAGUUGGCUAAGUCCACCUACGAAAGGGAACUCUAUGCUCUCUACAAGGCACUUGUCCAUUGGAGACACUUCCUUUUGGGAAGGUUCUUCUAUCUGAGGACUGAUCAUCAGACCCUCAAAUGGAUCAAGACUCAACCGGCUCUUUCUGAUGCACUCAAGCGAUGGAUUGAGGUCAUAGACCAAUAUAACUUCAAGCUUCAGUACCUGAAGGGAGAGUACAACAAGGUUGCAGACGCGCUAUCCCGUAGCGCAGACUACCUAGGUGCGCUAGUUUCUGACUUUGGCGUAUCUAAUGAAGUAACUCAAUCAUUGGUGGGAGCCUAUCAGGAAGACCCUGUCACGAUGGACAUCAUCCGCAAACUUCAGGCAAAAGACAAGGUCACAGAAAGUGAGUUUGUGAUGGUGGAUGGGCUAAUCUAUCUUGAUAAGGCCAGAGUAAAGAGAUUGGUAGUUCCAUCUAGUGAAUAAAUGCUAGAUGACGCCAAGAAGUAUGUUGAGACCUGUCAGGUCUAUCAGCGGGACAAGCCGCGAACUCAAGCACCGCUUGGGUUAUUGAAGCCUUUACCCAUUCCUGAUGGUCCAAAAUUGAGUGUUUCCAUGGAUUUCAUGGACACCCUGGUGACCAGCAAGAGUGGUAAGAGGCACAUUUUCGUCAUCAUUGACAGAUUCACCAAAUACGCUAGACUAGUACCAAUGCCAGAGACAGCCAGGACAAAAUACGUCAUCGAGUUGUUCAAGGACAACUGGGUGAGGGACUUUUGUUUACCAAAGACCAUCAUUAGUGACCGAGACGUCCGAUUCACAAGUGAGCUGUGGAAGAAGACUGCAGAACAGAUGGGCAGUCAACUUCAGAUGACUUCAGGGAAUCAUCCCGAAGCCAACGGACAGGCCGAACAAAUGAAUAGAGUUGUACAACACUUGCUGAGGCAUUACAUCAAGCCCAGCCAGGAUGACUGGGAUGAGCAGUUACCUCUCAUCGCCAGCCUGUACAACAAUGCUAUACACAGUAGUACCGGCGCUAGUCCUAACCAGCUACACUUGGGUUGGAAUCCUAGAUCCGCAUUAGGCUUCCUCCUUCCUGAAAACCGACCUGCUGCAACCCCAGGCACACUGGAGUUUGGUGUGCAGUAUGAAAAGUUGUUGCAAGACGCUGUCGAACAUAUGAAGAAAGCUCAGCAAGCAAUGAUUGCUUCUAAGAAUCAACAUCGUAGACAAUCCUCAUUUCAGGUAGGGGAACGUGUCUGGGUCAAGGCUAGUGAGUUAGGACAAGAGUUCGGAAUAUCUCGCAAACUAAUGCCUCAAUACUUUGGUCCCUGGGAAGUCUUGGAUAUAGUGGGAGAUGAGUUGGAUGGUCCCACAUAUGUCAUUCGUGUCCUUGGACACUUACGCAUUCACCCAGUCUUUCAUGCCUCAAAGCUUGCACCUUUCGCUGAGACUGAUCGUUUCCCUUCCAGGACAUCGAUGCUGCCCCCAACCAUGGAUGGUCAAGUUGACAUCGACGACAUUGUGGAUCACAGGGACAUGCCUGUUCCAAAGCCGCUGGGCCGAGGAAGACCUCCCAAGCCCAAGAGAGAGUACCGCGUCAGAUUCAGGAAUCACACGGAUCCAAAAGAAGAUCGUUGGUUUACCAGGGAGGAACUGAUUGACACAGCUCCUCAGGUGGUGGCAGACUACGAGAAGAAACUGAAAGGGAAGGCACCUGCAAAGUAAGCAUCUCAGCGGACUUUCGAAGCUAAGGGAGAUGGAAUGUACAGAUUGAGCCCUCAAGAAGGGGCCUUGCCAUGAUGUACAUGUUCUGGGCUAAGGCCCCAGCAAGCCUAGUGCCCGCCCUAAGUGAAGGCGGGCCAGCAAAUCAACAAGAGCCCUCUAU
Messenger RNA from Chara braunii, 3999 nucleotides. NCBI's taxonomy places the organism in Eukaryota, Viridiplantae, Streptophyta, Charophyceae, Charales, Characeae. The record is from the annotation of a GenBank genome assembly.